Molecule: messenger RNA, 594 nt
Organism: Myxocyprinus asiaticus (Chinese sucker)
Lineage: Eukaryota; Metazoa; Chordata; Actinopteri; Cypriniformes; Catostomidae
Gene: hes2.1
Product: hes family bHLH transcription factor 2, tandem duplicate 1
Exons: 4
Coding region: 1-594 (197 amino acids)
Biological process (GO): anterior/posterior pattern specification; regulation of neurogenesis; regulation of transcription by RNA polymerase II
Cellular component (GO): nucleus
Molecular function (GO): protein dimerization activity; DNA-binding transcription factor activity, RNA polymerase II-specific; RNA polymerase II cis-regulatory region sequence-specific DNA binding
Source: RefSeq, a predicted model, not a curated record
AUGACUCCCAACAUUGUUACCGAAGCUCAUUCCCACUCAUUCGGUUCUCGAAUGACGGUAGCUCAGAGAAAAGAGGCACAUGAAUUGAGAAAGACUCUCAAGCCACUGAUGGAAAAGAGAAGGCGUGCUCGCAUUAAUGAGAGCCUCAAUAACUUGAAAACACUCAUUCUCCCCCUGGUCGGCAAAGACGCUUCACGCUAUUCAAAACUCGAGAAAGCUGACAUUCUUGAAAUGACAGUCCGGUUCCUCAGAGAUCUGCCUUCCUCAUCAGCUAAUGGUCAAACAGACAGCUAUAAAGAGGGAUAUAAAGCCUGUCUGCAGCGCAUCUCUACGCUCCUGCCCCAAUCCAACCUUGACACAGACACCCAUCACCGCGUCAACGAGUUCAUCCAGCACUCGAUGGUGUCUGCUACAUCGGCCUGCCAGAACUGCUGUGCGCAGAGCUCCAGAAUGAUUUCAGAAAUGCAUCAGAGACUUGUGAGCAUUAGGAACAACAUCUCUGCGACGGGAAACCACACGGUCAGUACCGCGUCAGCUUCAAGCCAACCCCAGCCUGAACCACAAGCAGCUGCGGAUAUGUGGAGGCCUUGGUGA